Messenger RNA from Rattus rattus (black rat), 3713 nucleotides. RefSeq names its product peroxisomal biogenesis factor 26 (gene Pex26). NCBI's taxonomy places the organism in Eukaryota, Metazoa, Chordata, Mammalia, Rodentia, Muridae. Gene Ontology annotation, molecular function: ATPase binding; protein-containing complex binding. The transcript has 5 exons. The record is from RefSeq and is a predicted model, not a curated record. Gene Ontology annotation, cellular component: peroxisomal membrane; peroxisome. Gene Ontology annotation, biological process: protein import into peroxisome membrane; protein import into peroxisome matrix. The coding region runs from base 351 to 1256 and encodes 301 amino acids.
AGGGAGUGGGGCGGAGUUGUCUAUGGCCGUGAGUUCCCUGUGCACGUCCUGUUGUCCCGCUCUCUAUUCUGGGUGCUUCGGUGCUUCUAGCACAGGUCUAUUGGUAGGAGGAACUAGUGCUGAGCCUUCGGCAGCUUCUUAAGUCUUGAACAGGCCGGUCCCUCAAAGGUUAGGCUGUGCCCUGGUCCAGCGCCUUCUUGUUCCUUCCCUAGAAAAAGAUCUGGAGAGGCGUGGAGGGUAAGAGUGUGAGGCUUGCGGGUCAUUUGCCAGGCCUACUCCGGAUUUCCAGGAAGCUCCGGAGAAGCUGUCCUCCUGACGUGUGAAGAAACCUGGUCGAAGCCAGGCUGGCUAUGAAGAGCGAAGCUUCGACUUCUGCAGCCCCUUUGAAAGGGCUCGUGGGCCCUCUGCGGAGCAGCGAGCCCGCGCUCGCCCUCCCGGCUGUGUCACCCGCGGUGCACCUGCUGGAAGAGGCGGCCGACCUGUUGGUGGUGCACCUGGACUUCCACGCCGCACUAGAGACUUGCGAACGAGCCUGGCAGAGCCUGGCGGAGGAGCCCGCGAGUGGCACUGUUGUGGAGGUGAAAUGUUCCCUGUGUGUAGUGGGGAUCCAGGCUCUGGCAGAAAUGGAUCGAUGGAGAGAAGCCUUGUCCUGGGUCCUCGGGUAUUACCAUGUUCCUGAAAAGCUGCCUCCCAAAGUCCUGGAGCUGUGCAUCCUUUUAUACAGCAAAAUGAAAGAUCCCGAAGCUGUGCUGGGUGUGGCCGGAGCCUGGCUCCAGGACCCAGAUAACCAGGGCCUUCCAGAAUAUGGAUCUCUGGCCAAACUCCACCUGUUCCGGCUGCUGCUACCCUUGGGUCGCUUGUCAGAGGCUGAGGAGCUGGCCGUGGGCUCUGCGGCCUUCAGCGAGGAGCAGCGGGUAGAGGCACUCCAGGCCAUCCACACAGCACGACAACAGCUUACACAGGAGCAUUUGAACUCCCAGGAGCCCCAGAAGCUGAGGCAGGAAGGUUCAUUUCCCCGUAAGUUGCUGUCACUGCUGAUGCUGCUUCGCCGGCUUUGGGGCUCUGCGGUGAGCCACCUUCUCUCCCAGCCCUUUAGAAAGGGCCUCCUGGCUGCCUUGAUCCUCUGUCUCUUGGUUCUACGGUUUGAUCCAGCAGCUCCUUCUUCACUGCCCUUCCUCUACCAGCUGACCCAGCUCUUCCGCCGGAUCCAGAAGGCCAUGCUUUCUCGGCUCUACCCGCUCACCCUCCGGGACUGAGUGGUCCUACGUGGCUGCCUCUGCUUCUUACAGUCCCCAUCUACAGAAGCGGAAAAGCCGAGCCCAGUGGCUGAGUCCCAGAUGGCACCAUGGCAGUGGGCCCAUCGUUCUAGGAGGAGGGGCCAAGGCAGGAGAGCCAUGGCUUGCCUGUGAACCCGCCCUUCCGUAUUCCACUGUGGCUGGCCUCAAAAGGAGUGUGUGAACAGUGGUGCCCGAGGCCAGCGCACAGAACUCUGCCACAGCUCCUCAAAAAGAAGGGGUUUAGGAGCAGGGACUGGGUCUUGAGACAUUCUGGUUUCUUGACAAAGGCAGAGGGUGACCUUCCAGAUCGGGCGCUGGAGGAGCUGGGAUUCACAAACGUGGUGGAGCGGCCCUUAGCCAUUUACCUCUGAAAUCCCUCCACAGCUCAGUACCUGAAUUCAGUAAAACUGGAGUCCUCUCUUCCCCCACGCCCCUCCCACAGAGGCUGGGAUCAGUUCACCAUCCCCUCCCAUUGGUCCAGCUUUCUGCUAGCGGCAUUUUUCUGUUCAGACAGGAUGUGGCUUCUGACCCACCCAGGUAGCCACAUGAGCAAUGUGAGCCUGCCUGACCUUAUCUCUGGGGAAUGUGAUCUUUCUUGGUGCCGCUGAGUCUUAGCACAGUUUGCCAGCAUGCCUGGGGCGUGCACUGCUCACUGGGACCCACUGUCUUCCUACUCUACCCCACCACCUUUUGACCUGUCCAGCCCCCCGUGUCUCACCACUGACUCACCUUGGUCCUUUCUCAGGGUCCUAGUUGUCCGUUGUUUGAAUAAUGCCCAAGUCUCUCUGCUCCUGUGCUGUGAAAAGUAGGCCAGGCGCAGGGCUGGGAGCUGAAAAUGGAACUGGGUAAUCAGGUGAGCUGUAAGAUCCGAGGGGGCUGGGGGGGGGGUCAGAGGGACAACCCCAGGGAGGAGGCACUGCGCAGGCCUCAGCAUGUCUGUGUAAGAAAGUGCAGAAUACUCUGGUGCCGCCAGGAUGGAGGCCCUCAGCCGGCCACACCGGAUGGCAAGGGUGCCGAGAGGGUUUGCUAGCCUUUCUGUUGGUUGAUUUUUAGGGACUGUGAGUCUAGCUUUUCUCUAGAAGAGGAAAACUCUCAGACAGAAUUCCAUCGAAAUCCUGAAGACUUGGGAACUAGAACCAUCUUACAAAAAAAACAAAAACAGACCCUAGAUCGCUGGGGAGAGAAAAGGAUUCCGGAAGGUUGAAAUCCCUUGGCCACGAUUCCUUCACUGUUGCCCAACUUGGCCCAGAAGGCCUGGGCUCAAGUGCUGAACUCCACCCUCCAGCCUCUUGAGUGUCUGUGACUCACACACCUUAUGACAAUGGUUUUGAAAUGCGGAUCUGCAUGUUCACUGCCCUAGAAGAAACUCCUUAAUGGCUUCCGUGGCCCACAGGAUAAAAAUCCAGAUUCUUUUCAGUGGAAACUUAGGUCCAGUGUUCGCAGGCUUGGCUGACGGCUCCUUUGCCGUGUUGCCCUGCUCCCUCAGCAGGCUGCGUUCUAGCUGCCAGGCCCUCCUCAGGCCUCUCUGUCAUGGUUUCGCUGUAACUGCUGGAGGGUCUUUAGCAGCUCUGCCCCAGAUCCUUGGCUUUCCAGGCUCCCUCAAGAGCUACCCAGCAUCCUUUGCUUCCCAGCCCUGCCUCCCGCCCCUCCUGCAGGAAAGCGUGGUGGUGGCAGGACUGUUUGCCUCUGAAGCCGGAGAACAAGGCUGCACAGUGUUUGAGUCAGGCUCACGUUCCUGCUCUGCUGUGUGGGUGACUGUUGGCCAGGGCUCAGCCUUCUCGGCUACAGGUUGGUCCUCUUCUCACAGGGCUCUUCCAUGAGUGAAUGGGCUACUUGGGGCUCUUUGGGCACUUUCCACAGCCCUGAGGGACAGUUCUUGUGAGCCGUGGCUAUUCCCAGGCACAGGGGUGAGUGAGUGAUGGGCAUGUGCUUCUGGUGCCUGCGCUGUCCUGUGCUGUGAAAUCCUGAACUGAUCAGAUCCGCUUGUCUUUCUCCUGAUGCUCCUCAGUGUCGCUCUGCUGGUGGCCCGUGGGGCUCUGGCUAUUUUACCUGACUGCUGCAGGGCUGUCUGUACCCUCACUGCCUGCCUGUCAGGUGAGGAACUCGAAGCCCAAACUGCUGCUGUUACUUUGACCUUUCCAAGGAUGUAGGCUGGUCCUCAGCUCUGGGCUUAAGAGGUCAGAGUGAAGGGAGGGCCGGCCUUGUUUGUUAGGCCAGCACUGCAGCCAUCAGCCAAAGGCAGCUUUUGAGCAUUUUGAGUUGUGGCUCACCCAUGUGGACACAUGCUGUAAUUGUAAAACAUACACACUGGAUUUCAAAGACCAAGUACAAAAAAAUAAAAAUAAAAUAAAAAAAAAACUGGAAGAUUUUUAUAUUGAUUAUGUUGAAAUGAUAAUAUUUUGGAUAUAUUUGGUUCAAUAAAAUUGAAUAAGCUAA